Molecule: messenger RNA, 1530 nt
Organism: Cordyceps militaris CM01
Lineage: Eukaryota; Fungi; Ascomycota; Sordariomycetes; Hypocreales; Cordycipitaceae
Exons: 2
Coding region: 1-1530 (509 amino acids)
Source: RefSeq, a predicted model, not a curated record
AUGGCCAGGAACAGAACCUCCUGGCAUUACUUGCCUCCCGAGAUUCGAAACAUGAUUCUUCAUUUCCUACCAAUUCUUGGCGGGAAGUGCAGUCAGCUCGUGACCGUUUCUAAAGCUUGGCAAUUAAUUCUCGAGCCGCUUAACUUUGCUGAGAUUAGCCUGACAGUACCACGCCUUACCGACCCCAACUCUCAAGCUAUUCUAUUCAAGAAGAGAAACUAUAUUCGCUAUAUCUGGUUUCGUGUGGAACUAAAACAAUACGACUGCACACGCUGCGCGAAUACUGACCAGGACCGUUGGGGCUUGGACGACAUAGAUAACCAAUUUAUCGCGGAUGGGUUUGAAAGCCUGUUUACAAUACUAAGCAUAUGGGAGCCUCGUGGUGACUUGGUCCUCGAUAUCAGUGUCUACUCGUCUAGUGAUAACCAGCACUGGUUCAAGUACCUAAGCUUCUGCUCAGACACCAACACCAACCUAGACGAGUGCCCGUCGCGCCAUGGACAUGAACAAGGAACCGCCCUGAUCAAUGACCCGGCCCAUGGCUGGGUUGCCGGACAGCGGGUGCUGGCUCCUACUGACCACGCCAUCGAAUUGACGUUCGACGAGAUCAUGGCCGAGGGGCCCUUCGACGACGAGGAACCCGAGAUGCAGUGGUGGCGGAGUCUCCCCUUUGUACCUGUCGUUGGGGUCGUGCUCCUUCGCCAGCAGACCCGCCGGCGAUGGAAGCCGGUUGCGCUCGCCAAUAUGCUCACGCGGUUCCCAAACAUGAAGGAACUUUGUUAUGAACCCUGGAGAGAGUGGGGUGGAAGAAGUUCAAUGGAGCUGCAUACCGAUAAACGCAACCAGACGCUAAUCGAAUCCUUUCCCUGUACGAAAUUGGAUAAGUUGACGAUAUUCGAGAACUUUAACGAGGUUUACCCACAAAUUCAUUCCAGGUGUUUCCCUACCGGUCUCACGACGACGACGACUAUCAGGACGCCGAACCCGGCUGUAAGCCAGAAACUUGCCUACGCCAGCCUACACCUCACGAUGCUAUCUGCCUCUUUUAUGGCCGACGCUGGUUACUUCUUCGCAUCGCGCCAAGGUUCAUGGACGUGGGAUAAGCUUACCUUACUAGCGCUGACUUCGACGGCCCUGACGAACGAUGCGGACCCCUUGGGUAUUAAUAAUAUGCUUCAAGACGCUGCUACCACAGCGCUUAAGAUGCCAAGACUUAAUACGAUGGAGUUGUGGAACGGUAGACGGGGUAUGGCAAUGGUCUUUCGCUAUCAGAGGGCUCAAGACGGGCAGCCAGCUAUUAUCACCGUACGGGGGACGUGGGGGUUUGUGCUAGGGAUUGCGGUUAAGCAAGCUUGGGAUGUGGUCGCUCACCGGCACUGCCAAGGAAAGGUCGUCGUACAAACCUCUUGGAUCGAUCCAGAUGCGAUUCGAUGCCAUGGUGAUGCGAUCCGCCAGCUAGGACUUUCGACCGAGGUUAUUAGGCCAGUCUCGCUGCAGCAAAUCCUUAGCGAAGAUCGGCUUAGGGCAUAA